UAAGUCAUGUCUCUGAUCAGCCCGAUCAGCAGCGAGACUGGCCUCCGGAACUUCCAGCGCGAUACUGUCGAGAACGCGGUUCAGUAGCUCGUCGGCGAGGCGUACAGCAACACGCGACUCCGAAGUGAUACCGGCUUACAAGGGACCGUGACUUUCGAGAGUCACACAAAUCUCGGACAGACAGACGAAGCCCUUUCUGAAGCUCUCGAUCAUAUGUCUAUCGAAAGGGAUGACACCGAUGCCGCGGCAACAGCCUCGAGACUACCGAGCCGCAAGCCCCGACGCAGAACUAGAGGCAAGGGCAAUCGGGCAGAUCAGUUCUGCAUAUACCGCACCUCCGACGGCCGAAACAUUCCGGCCGUGGCGAUCGAGUACAAGGCACCGCAUAAGUUGCGACGCGACGAGGUCGUCACCGGUCUGGAGUCGGAGACUAGACCGGAACGCGACGUAAUAAAUAAGAACGGCGAGGGGUUUGCGUUUGCAUCGAGAUCGCUCGUUGCCGCUGUUGUGACUCAGCUCUUCUCGUACAUGAUUGGCAAAGGCAUCCAGUAUGGAUAUGUGUGCACAGGAGAGGCAUUCGUCUUCUUACACAUUCUGAAUGAUCCUACCAUCGUAUACUAUUCUGUGCGUGUGCCGAACCUGGACGUUCUUGAUGAUGACGACGAGAACAGGCUCCAUGGCACAGCUGUUGCGCAGGUCUUUGCCUUUAUCCUUCAGGCUCUGCGCGCCGAACCGCCUCCAAUGUCCUGGCACGAUACUGCCGCGGAUCUCGAUACCUGGGCUGUAGAGUACGACGACGUGCUAGGAAACAUUCCCGAAACAGUACGUAAGGGCAAGGAAGCGCGCGCCUCUCCGUACAAACCCCAACUCUGGCGAGGAUUCAAGCGCUCGCCGAUUCGGACACGGUCUCGGUGCAAGCAAUUCGACAGCAAUGAAAAGAUCUCCAAAAUCAAAUACUGCCCCCAUUCCAAAUGAUCGUUUCAAAGGCCACACAUGUGACUGCUGGGUUGAGCGAUCUGGAUUGCAGUAGAGCUGUUGAGCCCCCAGAGACAUCACACUUGGCAACGGGCGCAUGCUCUCCCAACAGCAGGGGUCAAACGGCCCUCGUCACCUGUUUUCAGAGUUGGGAGACAGAGACACCACCAACCUGCGUUGAAGCGCCCUUGUUUGACUGCUGAUAACGACAGCCGCUAUGGGCUGCCCAGCCACUCCGGAGCCAGGCUAAAUUGCGUUAAACGUUGCACUUGGCUCGCCCCUGCAAGCCCGUCUUGGCACACUGGCUUCGAAACUUACUGCGCUUCAAGUUGAUUCCGAUGCUAGUCAAAAGCGCUUUGCAGCACAGACUCAGCCAU
This is a messenger RNA of Colletotrichum acutatum, 1352 nucleotides long. RefSeq lists its product as uncharacterized. Bases 214 to 975 code for a protein of 253 amino acids. The record is from RefSeq and is a predicted model, not a curated record. NCBI's taxonomy places the organism in Eukaryota, Fungi, Ascomycota, Sordariomycetes, Glomerellales, Glomerellaceae. The transcript has a single exon.